CGGGUUAAUCAGCUUGAUUUUCUGUAACUGCGUGUUUAUGUUUCAAAUAUGAGUCUUAUACAAUCAUCGAACCAUCAAAUAAACUUUACACCUUGUGGUGAAGAAGUUUUAUCAUUCGCGGAGGAAAAUGGCCGCCCCAAAGAAAGAUGGACACCUCUUGGUGCAAACGCAAGUCCUGAACUUGGUUAUCAUGCGUUUGAAGAGAAUCACAUGGAUAAUGAAUUUGACCAUGAGUCUGAAUUAUCCCGCCUAGCCAUAGAAAAUGAACACCUUAACAGUUUGUUGAUGGCUUUCACUUCUCACAUUGCUCAGGUGCAAUUUCGUCUAGGGCAAGUAAUAAACGCUGAGUCUGAUAGCAGAGAGCUCAUGCUUAAAUCGCUCGAGGAAUUCGCUUCCAGAGGAAUCCCUGACAUGCAAUCACUGGCGGAACAAUGCAGUAAAUUAUCUUCAGAAUCCCAAGCAUGUACUUCAAGUUUAAAUGGACGACCUCAUAAAAUGAUUGAACAGCUGAAAAGACAUCUUGAUGACCUGGAAAGAUUCGCUUAUGAGACUGGUGAACAAAGUGAACCACCAACUCAGGCUAUCCUAGAAAAGCAGCGUUUAGUACUAGAAGGUCUACGAGAGAAACUUGAAUUGAAUAUUUCCAAUGUGGAUAAACUUCCAGCUGCUGAACUGCAACAAGUUGUAGACAAGGCUGUCAAUCAAUUUUUAAAUCCUGUAAAAGUUAACGAAAAACUUGUGGAACAGUUGAAAACUCAAGUGAAUGAUUUAGAACGGUUUAUUGAUUUUCUUCACGGCUCUGGUGCAUGCAGUGAUAUUUUAGCUAAAGCAUUAGCUGAUUUCAAGCGUACACAUCAACAGUUAUCAACCAAUAAUGAAACACCAUCGUGUUGUUAUCAUUCUAUUAGAUCACAUACACAAAAUAAUGAUAAUAUUGAUGACAAUGAUCUAGACAAUAGUAGUGUAUUUUCAUCACAUAUCCAUCCUGGUGUACAAUUAGGACAUAGUCGUCAUCUUCAUUCAGAUUAUCAGCAUAGUCAUACAAAUGAUUAUAAUAUUGAUGGUACUGAUGCCUAUUUAGAGGAUAUGACUACUACCGAAGAACAAGAAUUAAGACGUGGAGAUAAUAGAAAACGUGAUGUCAGGAAAUCUCGAUUCACUAUCAUUAACCUUAUUCAACGAGCUAUCACCCUUCUCAACCUGUUUGCAGCAAGUCAAUUGGGUCAAGAUCCCGAUACAUUACUGACAAAAUUCAACAUAAAUAAACAUUCUACUCAUAAAGUUGACAAAUCAAAUUCAUCUACCGUAGAGAAAGCCAAAACACAACACUGGGGAACAAUUCGAGCUCGUCUUGAAAUUGCUAUAAAUAUGGUUCAAGAAAAAGUAGUUACUCUUAACACUUAUAAACUAGGCAAAACAUCAGCAGUCAAUUUAUACCCUACAUAUCAUACAAUGCCAAAUAUGAUUCACUCAUCUACAACACAGUCGGAAACUCGUAAUACUGUUCCGUCUGGACGUGAAAGUCCAGAUGGGAAAGCUAGUAUGCCCACAUAUGAUAGUACAGUUAAAUCCUAUGCAUCACUACGUAAAGGUUUUAGUCAGAAUGAAGUUCCCGGUACUCAAAUUGCUUUACCUGUGCAGAAUUUACAUGAUGCCAGUUUACGUGCACUAUUAUAUGGUGGAAGACCAGAUAGAAUAUUUUCAAAUUCAACUUUGUAUAACGAUAAAAAUGAACUCACUUCAUGCACAGGAGAUAUGGAUGACACAGAAAGCAGCUCAUGUGAGACAUCAGAGCUUCUGUAUACUGAAGCUGAACGCUCUGUGGUGCAUGUUGUACGUCGAUACCUCUGUCCCGCUUUACGUGAUCUUAUCGAACAUGGUCUUAUAAAGAAAGCUUUACAGAAAAUUGAUGAAAAUUCACCUUUGGGCUUAGCAAAUAAACGAAGCAUUUUACUGCUUCGUCCUAUCCUGAACUGUUUAGACUCAAGAUCAAGAAAUCAUUCAGAAGAUAAAUUUGAAUGUUUAGAUUUGAACGAUCCAUCAAGUGAUUACAUUGAUGCAAAAUCUUUUUCGGGGUCCCGUUCUAAUUACAUAGGAACCCAUGCGUGGGAUGUAUUAAUGCGUUUUUAUCAAAUUAAGAAUGGUCCACGGUAUAAUGAGUCUCCGGCGAGAAAACUUUGUGAAAGUUUUGAUUUAGAUACAGUUGAUGGUAAAACAAUCACAAAUCGUCAGAAAUUUUUCAGUGCAAUGGGUAAUGUUCUUCAGGGUCACGUGGCAUACAAGCGCAGUAAAGAUGCCAAGUUCAAAGCAUUCAUUAGUAUUGCACUCAAUGAAGGAAAAUUGGUCCCUUGGCUAAGAAUGAUCUUCCGAAAUCAUGUUUUUGUUCAAUCUAUAUAUGAACCAUGGAGUUAUACUUUGAGUACAGGAUUCAACGAUACUCUACAGUCAUUAGUUAAACUAAAGGAUCUUGAAUUCUCUCUGCCUUACGAUUACAGUAUUCGUCAUUUAAAAGAAAUGCAUGAUGCCUUCUAAACUGCGUGAUGCAUUUGUAAUAUCCAAUGAAAGUGAUGUUCUUUUUUCAUGUCGUCUUUUUUUCUUCAUAUCCAGUGAUAAUUAUAUAAACUAACAAAAGUCAACAUUUUGUUGUUUAUCAUUUGUCUGAAAGUGUAAGUAUUUCUUAUAUCUGCCUACCUAUAAUAUCUUUAUAUAUAUAUAUAUAAUUGUAAUAUUUUUUAUUUCUUUUAUUGAUACAUUAUCUCACCUUAAACAUAACAAUACAUUUAACUCGUGUAUUAGCAUUUGUUUAUACAUGUGAUUGGAGCAUGUACUUUGAUUUAAUCAACCAUAUUAUUGUCUACAUUUGAUCGAAAAUUGAUGAUUGUUGUAUGAUAAACAGAUCUAAUGCAGAUAUAUUUUGAAUUCUUUAUAUUAUGUUUACAAAAAGAUUGCAUAUUUAUUUAUUUCUAUAUUUUUGAGAUGUAAUCCGUAUGUCGUUUUGUAAUUAUGAAAACUAUUUCGUUUAUUCUCUUCACUCUACUUUUGGGCCUCAGCAAGGCAUAAAUAAACUCUAAACGUUAGG
Molecule: messenger RNA, 3079 nt
Organism: Schistosoma spindalis
Lineage: Eukaryota; Metazoa; Platyhelminthes; Trematoda; Strigeidida; Schistosomatidae
Source: the annotation of a GenBank genome assembly